GGGAUCCUCAUGAGCUGCAUCAUGACAUUGUUCUUAUGCGUCUGGACUACCGUCGCGGUCAAUAUCGAGCCGGUUGUCGAACUCAGCGAGAAUCCCGGAAUCAUCGCAAGGAUCGAUUAUAUCUCGACCAUCCGGUCGGUCAGGAAAAUUGGAUGGAGCAUUUCCAGUCUUAUGGUGCCGGAGAUCACGAUGACGAUCGCUGCCUACGAGAGAUGUACGGCGAGGCUGCUUCGCACUGAGAUGUGGAAGAUCAUCGAGGACAAAAAUAAGGCGGAAAUACGGACGGACAUCGGCAUACAGACGACCGAUGGCGACGAAAAACGGAAAGAUAUCGGCGUACAGACGACCGUGGACGACCUACUACAGGCGACCGAUGGCGAAGAAAAAGGGAAGUGUGGCAGUGACAUAGUGCCCGAGACCGACGUCCAGCAGGAGGCCAACAAUAGUGAACAGAAGGGCAACGUCGUACAGCGGACCGCCUCUGCUGUGAAGAAGACCAACGAGCCCGGAAAGAAAUACGAACCCCACCCUUGGGACUGUUUAACACUCUCGUACUACGCUGUUAUGGGAGGGUUCAGGGUCAUCUACGACCACGAUCCAGAACAUCCCCAUGCGAAAGGGACAGCGGCUGCGCAAGAAGGACAACAGGAAGAUGCACGGACCGAGAACGAGCCUUUGCACGGAACCAUGACGAAGGAGUCGUCUAAAUUGGCGAGUACGGAUUCCACGUGUACUCCAACGGCGUUCCGGUGUCGGAAUAACCGCGAGUCCAGCGACAGCCAGAGCUGCAAAUGUCAGAUCGGAUUGCUGUCGAGUAUAAGGGGCGGCAGCAAAAAGAAAUGCCCAUGGUACAUUCAGGAUGCGAAAACUUACCAGUCCGCGGCGACGCUCACCCCUCACGGCGUACUCUGGAUGGCAAGGAGAGGAUGGCUCCCCUUUGUCGCCCCAGAGUUUGUGAAGGACAAGUCCCAGGCCAAUACUCUGGCAAAAGUCUUGGUGUGCUUCCAAGCUGGAUGGAUGAUACUCCAGGUGUGUGGACGGGCGUCAGCGAACCAGUCCGUCGCCUUGCUCGAACUCCACACCGUCUUGCGCGCCAUGUGCGCUGGAACGAUGUACAUCACGUGGUGGGACAAGCCAAUCGAUAUCGACCUCCCGACAGAAAUAUUCCUCAAAAAGCACCAAUUCGAUGAACUAGUCAACGCCAAAGAAGAACCAAACGCCACCAAUCCUUUCUCGAAUGGAAAGCUUCACUCGCCCGAUCCACGGUUCAAGAGCGACGGAGAGCCGGACAAAAAAUACGUGACGUCACGUGCCGGGCUUGGAAAGCUCAUGUACCAGCAACUCUCGAAAGAGAAGAAUGUUCUCACAAACCUCAGGAGCCUCGGGGAGGCAUUUGACCGGAUCAUCAAGGGCCGAUCCAACAUCGUGUGGGAGGGCGCCUUCCUAUCCACCGUGGGACUGACCUAUGGCGGUGUGCAUCUGGCAACGUGGAACAACCACUUCGAGACCCUGUUCGAGGAGUACGCGUGGAAGGCGUGCUCCAUUGUCACGGCUUUUGCGGUUUUGGGAUUCAUAUUGCAGCUGUGCAUCGGCACCUUGAUACAGCACAUCGAUUUCACCGAGAGUACGGAGCUAAACGACUCUAAGACCGGUACGCAACAGUCGGAAGUUGGCGGCACCGACGUCGAAAAGAACGUCCUCUCGGAAAUCAUCACAACCAUUCACGUGCCGCCAGGAAAGUCCUCCCCUGGUGCGGCGAAGUUGGGUGUAAGAAGCAAUCGACUGUGUCGGAGGAUCUACAAGCUCAUCGUCGGGACAACAUUCUUUGUCGGGUUCAUCAUCGUUAUUUUUUCCAGGCUCUUUCUGUUCAUCGAGUCGUUCAUCGCCCUGAGGGGACAGUCCAACGGUGUCUACGACACGGUGAAUUGGGCUGAAUCACUGCCAAAUAUAUCAUGAGAGGCAAAUGGAUGGGAUUCGUGUUGGGGGUUUCACUGUUUGGGAGAGAUGGAGUUAUUACCUAGUAUCAUUUUUUAUCACACGACCUUUUUCGUUAGAUUCCGUCUGAAGCUCACCAUAAUUUUUUCUCUUUUAAUGAGUUGGGUGCAGAAUAAGGUGAAUGGGAAUUGGCAAGGCGAUUGUUGUGUCGGCAGGGUGGGGAAGAUCACGCGAGAUUAGAUUAGAUAGUGAGAUAGAUAAGGAAAAGAGCCAAGUGGGUACUGAGGUGCGCGAAAGCAGAGGCUGCUUGGCGUUGUCAGGUGUGCACUGAAGGAGCGGGACCCUAUCGGGUCUGAGUGGGACUUUGUUGGACUUGAAUGGGACAGACGGAUGGAGGAGCGGGACUUGGUAUCAUACAGACCUGGCGAGACCAGCUGUCUUUGGGGUGAUGCCAGUCGUCUUUGAUGGGAAACUCGAUGGGGGGCGUCGAACGUUUAUUUAUCUUGCUG
This is a messenger RNA of Tricharina praecox, 2444 nucleotides long. RefSeq lists its product as uncharacterized. Bases 10 to 1956 code for a protein of 648 amino acids. NCBI's taxonomy places the organism in Eukaryota, Fungi, Ascomycota, Pezizomycetes, Pezizales, Pyronemataceae. The transcript has 3 exons. The record is from RefSeq and is a predicted model, not a curated record.